CUUCAGUCCGGCUGCGGAUACUGACCCUACGUCAUCCGGCUGCGAAUACCCCCCCUUACUUCAGUCCGGCUGCGGAUACUGACCCCUACGUCACUGACGUAGCUGACUGGGAAAAAUGCCCUGGAUCUGGAUCUGAAUCGUCCAAUGAUGACGAUGCCGUUCAUGAAGAAAUAAAGAUCCAGUCCCACAUGAACAAUGUGGCGUCAGGGCAUGUUUGUAUUGGUGUUGUCCCCAGCGGGAAACCUCCUGUGGAAAAGGAGUCUAUGCAGACCAGACCUCUCAAACAGAAGAUCCCACGUGCGGCCACCAUCCGUGUCAGCAGGAGAAAACAGGCAGCAGCGAGCGGUGGUGCUACCCAGGCAGCAGAGUCCUCUCGUAGGGAGAAUGUGGUGUCCCGAUCCAGCUGGCUGGAUGUAUGGAAGGGCCGCAGGCACAAUGUUCUGUGGGCCACCCUGGAUGGACCGUUGGUAUCACUUUGGAAGAAACGCACAGACAAGUUCACAGACCUAGUGUUCCAUGUGUCAAGCAUCACCAAUGUCUGCAAGCAGGACAAAGGACGCUUCUCCCUUUACUUCUGCAAGAAGCACUUUGAGUUCAUGGCGCACAACAAAGCGGUGCAGGAGGGCUGGGUGACGUCCCUCCUGUCCUCUCGUGGAUGGGACCCUCCAGCCCCUCCGGAGCAGCAUGGAGCCCUGACCAUGAAAGACCCUCGCAGCAACAAAGUGUAUGCUGCCAUCUGUGGACACAACCUAUGGAUCUACAACAAUAAAGAGGACUUCCAGUUGGGGGUUGGGCUGACCUAUGUGUCCAUGAACGUGGCUUCAGUGAAGCAGACUGGCCGUCAUAACUUCAGCCUCAUCACACCGUACAAAACCUUCAAUUUCUCCACAGACUCGUCGAAGGAGCUGGCUGUGUGGCUGGGGAGUCUGAACCAGGUGAUCCUCAGUGCCCUGUCAUGCAGCGAGGUGGCCCACCGACUCUGGGCCAGCCCAUGGAACAAAGUGUGUGCCGACUGUGGRAGUGCCAACCCCGAGUGGGCCUCAGUUAACCUGCUGGUGGUCGUCUGUGAGGCCUGUGCAGGUCAGCAUCGCUCUUUGGGCAUCCAUGUCUCCAAAGUCAGAAGCCUGAAGUUGGACAGUAAAGUGUGGACCGAACCUCUGAUUCUGCUAUUUGUCCAUUAUGGGAACAAAGCAGCCAAUAAUGUAUGGGGUCACAACGUACCGGGUGCAGAGCAGAUCCUGCCAGACUCCUCUGUGGAUCAGAGGGGGGACUUCAUCAGGGCCAAGUACACCAAGGGCCGAUACAGAUUCACCCAUCCUCUAGCCUCCAGCCAGAGACUGCUCAACCAGAGGCUGUGCGAGGUGGUGUGUGGCCCUAAUGUCCCAGAGACCAUGUCAUGCUGUGUUCGGGCCCGGGUCCUGUGCCACUCAGGGGACUCUCAGUGCCCCACGCCCAUCUCCCUGGCAGAGCGGGCUGACAGGCCAUGCAGAGGGACUGCUCAGACACAACGAGUACACAGUACUAACAUCAGGGGUCCUCUAAGAUCCACAGAUACUGACAUCAAAGAUCCACAGAUACUGACACAAAGAUCCACAGAUACUGACAUCAAAAGAUCCACAGAUACUGACAUCAAUAGAUCCACCAGAUACAUGACAUCUAAGAUCCACAGAUACUACAUCAAAGAUUCCACACGCUGCUGUUGUUGCUCCUUUGAUAGUCUCAACUUAUGCCCCUGCCUUAUGUUCAUCAGGUGCCGCAGAGGACCUGCAACCUCUGACCCUCCUUCUGCUGCAGGAGAGGAGGAGCUCCAUGGGAAGUUGGAGGAGGACCGCUUCUUGUUCUCCCAGGAGAAUGACUCUGCUGCCUGUGAUGUUCUGGACCUGAGGGAGGUCGUCUCCAUUUUCCACAGCUCCAACGGAUCGACWCAUGAGUUUGAAAUGGUGACUCUGACGGACCAGUUGGUGUGCUAUGCUGACACCGAAGAGGAUCUACUGAAUCACCUGCUUCAUAUUCUCAGGGUGGUGUUGCCCGGGCCCAUAGAUGAGGAGGAGCUGGACGGGGUGUUUGCUGUGUCCCGGGUGUCUCUGAGGGAGGGAGGAGGCCUGCAGCACACUGAGGUCUGGGCAGUGCUCCGUGGAGGUCAGGUCCUCGUCUAUCCUACUGACCAGCAGCGCCACAGAGAGAGGCUAACACUCAACCCUGAGACUCAAUACAAGAUAGAUUCCUCUGAGAACACCAUAGAGCUGGUCACUGGAGAGAGAACCAUGUCCAUGCAGUUUGAACGAGACCACAGCUGUCAGUCCUGGCACAGCCUACUGAAACGGGCAGUGACCACAAAGAGGAAGCAGCGCCCAUCACUGUACCAGCUGCCACCCAACGCCAUUGGCAAUGUGCCCCCUGCCAUUGAGAGGUGUAUCUCACACAUCACACAAUAUGGCCUGAAGGUGGAUGGGCUGUACCGGCGCUGUGGCUUGGCCACUAAGGUCAGCAGUCUGGUGGAAGCCCUCAGCAGAUCACCUAAAACUGCCCCUCUGGAGAAAGAUGAACAGGGUCUCCUCGACGCUGCAGGGGCCCUGAAGCAGUAUGUCCGCCAGCAGGUGGUGCUCAUCCCUCAGACACAAAGGGAACUGUGGGUCAAGGCUGCAGCCCACACUGAAGAGACCCUUAGACUGGCUACCUACCGCAGACUCCUGAAGAAGAUGCCCCCUGACAACAGAAUCACACUCAACGCCCUGUGUGGACACUUCUACAUAGUUCAGCUGUACAGUGUAGAGAACCGUAUGACAGCUCAGAACCUGGCGCUGGUGUUUGUCCCAACACUGUUCCAGGAGCUGGCCAUGAACACAAACAUGGUGCGCCUCACCAUGGAACUCAUCAUACACCACACACUCAUCUUCCUGGGUAAAGAACAAGAGUCUGACAUGGAGAGUGAAGAACUCAUAACAAAAUUAUAGAAAAAAUCACAUGUGUAUAUUUGGCUGUCAAAGAAAGCUUAUAUUGGAAAUAUAUAUUUGGUUACAUAGUGCCCCUAGUUACAUAGUGUAGUCGUUUUCACAACUUCUUUGAACUACACAUUUAGGCCACGGACUGGAUUAAACGUCUUUAUUCUGCUACAUUCAACUUGGGUUUAUUGUAAUUUAGGUGAUGGUAAAUAAUAACAAACCAAGCUCAUAUUGUAUGUUGUUACAGUGCCUUCAGAAAGUAUUCACACCCCUGGACACAUUUUGUUGCGUUACAGACGGAAUUUAAAAUAGAUUGAAUUGAGAUUUGUUGUCCACUUUGACAUUUA
This is a messenger RNA of Salvelinus sp. IW2-2015, 3289 nucleotides long. The record is from RefSeq and is a predicted model, not a curated record. Lineage: Eukaryota; Metazoa; Chordata; Actinopteri; Salmoniformes; Salmonidae.